AUGGACAAAUCAUACGAACCCAAGGAGGUUGGUGGCGCCCAUGCUAUCUCCUCCGAGGAGCCGCCAUCCUAUGGUGAAACCCAACCCGCUGGCAGCUUCAGCCAGCGCUUCAUCGAUAGUUUCAAGCGCGAUCCCAAUGCCCAUAUCACCAAGGCUGGCCAGGUUGGCGCCGACGGCAAUGCUUUCGAUCUCGAAACAGCCGCCCAAAACACGGCGAAUUCGCCCCUGCAGCGGAAGCUGAAGGGCCGCCAUCUGCAGAUGAUCGCCAUUGGUGGUUCGAUCGGUACUGGUCUCUUCGUCUCAUCGGGUAGCGUGCUGGCCAGCGGAGGCCCGGCCUCGCUAGUCAUUGCCUACAUCCUGAUUGGUGCUAUGUUGUACUGCACAGUUCAUGCUUUGGGUGAAAUGGCUGUCUUGUACCCCGUCGCUGGUUCUUUCGCUGCUUACUCGACCCGUUUUCUCGACCCCGCCUGGGGUUUUGCUAUGGGCUGGAAUUAUGCCCUGCAAUGGCUCAUUGUGUUACCACUCGAGAUUGUCGCCGCAUCAAUCACUAUUCAGUACUGGAAUAGUGGCGUCUCCCCUGCUGCCUGGGUAUCGAUUUUCUUGGUCCUAAUUAUUGGCAUCAACUUCUUCGGUGUUCGAGGAUAUGGUGAAGCCGAAUUCGUGUUUGCAAUUAUCAAGGUUACUGCUGUCGUGGGUUUUAUCAUCCUUGGCAUCAUCCUGAACUGCGGUGGUGGUCCUCGAGGCGGAUACAUUGGUGCAAAAUACUGGUAUGAUCCAGGAGCCUUCCACCAUGGAUUCAAGGGUCUAUGUAGUGUCUUUGUUAAUGCCGCUUUUGCCUUCUCUGGUACUGAGUUGGUCGGUUUGGCUGCUGCUGAGACUGCGAAUCCCCGCAAAUCGGUUCCCACGGCUAUUAAGCAGGUCUUCUGGCGUAUUGCUCUCUUCUAUAUCGUGGCUUUGACUAUUAUCGGAAUGUUGGUGCCUUAUAACGAUUCCCGUCUUUUGGAUGGAAACUCGUCGGUUGAUGCAAAGGCCUCUCCUUUCGUCAUUGCUAUCACGGACGCCGGAAUCAGCGGUCUUCCUUCGGUCAUGAACGUUGUUAUCAUGAUUGCUGUCUUGUCUGUCGGCAACUCUUCCGUCUAUGGAUCCUCGCGUACACUCGCCGCUCUUGCCGAGCAAGGACAAGCACCCAGAUUUUUGGCCUACAUUGAUCGCCAAGGACGUCCUCUCUUUGCUAUCAUUGUUGCGUCCGCUCUCGGUUUCUUGGCUUUCCUUGCCGCCUCGAGCAAGGAAGGUCAGGCCUUCCAAUGGAUGAUGGCCAUCUCUGGUCUGUCAUCCAUCUUUACUUGGGGCUCUAUCUGUCUAUCUCAUAUUCGCUUCCGUCAAGGCUGGAAGGCCCAGGGCCACACCCUCAGCGAAUUGCCCUUCACAUCCCAAGUGGGCGUAUACGGAUCCUGGGUGGGUUUUAUUUUCAACAUCCUCGUCCUUGUUGCUCAGUUCUGGGUCGGGUUUGCCCCCAUCGGAUAUGGUGAGAUGAGUGCCUCCGACCGCGUGCAAAGCUUCUUCUCCUCAUAUCUUGCGGCUCCCAUCGUUAUUGCUUUCUAUAUCCCUUACAAGCUCUGGUUCCGCACCCCCUUCAUCAAGGCUGAUCAGAUGGACCUGAACACCGGUCGCCGUGAUCUCGACAUCCAAGAUCUGAUCGAGGAAGAGCGUGCCGAACAGGCCAAGUGGCCUGCCUGGAAGAAGGUCUGGAACUGGUUCUGUUAG
This is a messenger RNA of Talaromyces marneffei, 1764 nucleotides long. RefSeq lists its product as uncharacterized. Gene Ontology annotation, molecular function: amino acid transmembrane transporter activity. The transcript is spliced from 3 exons. Bases 1 to 1764 code for a protein of 587 amino acids. Gene Ontology annotation, cellular component: membrane. Lineage: Eukaryota; Fungi; Ascomycota; Eurotiomycetes; Eurotiales; Trichocomaceae. Gene Ontology annotation, biological process: amino acid transmembrane transport. The record is from RefSeq and is a predicted model, not a curated record.